Orbilia oligospora ATCC 24927 is the source of this 339-nucleotide messenger RNA. RefSeq lists its product as uncharacterized. The transcript has a single exon. The record is from RefSeq and is a predicted model, not a curated record. The coding region runs from base 1 to 339 and encodes 112 amino acids. Lineage: Eukaryota; Fungi; Ascomycota; Orbiliomycetes; Orbiliales; Orbiliaceae.
AUGAGGAGGAGGAGGAGGAGCAGAACAACGACAACAACGAGGACAAGGACGAGGACGAGGAUGAGGAUGAGGACGGACGGGGAUGAGGACGGGGAUGGGGAUGGGGGAUGGGGACCAGGACGAUGGGAUCUAUGGAGGAUGAGGAUGAGGAUGAGGAUGAGGAUGGGCGUGUGGGAGGAUGGAUGGCAGGAACGAAGCGAGAUUGCUGGCUGGACCUGCUGUUUUCUCAGUGUGGGGCGGAUGGUGCAGAGAUUCUACCCGCAAGCAAUGUCCCCUGCUGCUAGUGAUAACCACUUCGGUCCUGAUAGAGCGAUAGAAGGCGGAGAGGCCAGAACCUGA